AGAGGUAAGGUCUCCGUACACACUACCCUCCCCAGACCCCACUAAGUGGGAUUAUACUGGGUUGUUGUUGUUGUUUGUAUAAUGUACUGGUUAAAUAUAACUGGUGUGAGAACUUUGGAUUUGACUGCUCGCCUGCAUUUCUCCUCUUCUGUUUCCCUUCACCCCAAAAUGUGCCUGUAUAUAAAAUUCAUGCUAAUGCUUAACGAUGAAAUUCUAUUUCAAGGCUUGUGGUUCUUUUUCUUCAUUAUGCACAUUGACUAUAUCAGGUCCUUUUAAGUUGCGCUUACUCAUAUUAAAUACAAGUUCUUCGUUUAUCAACAAAUACCUAGGUGUAAUACAAUACAUUGACCAUGUCAGAUUAGCUGUUAAUCCCACAAAAUACAAUCUUCAUUUAACUGAUUGCGUGAGAAGAGACGUUCAGUGAAAAAAUAAACAAAUGACACUUUCAACUUCUUCCUUAUGGGAGAUCACAGGUUCUUUUGUCUCUACUUUUCCGUUGCUACAGUUUGAAGCGAGUUGCGCAAUGCCGUCUCUCCAAACAGCAUUGCCUCCUGAACUAGCCAACAAUGCUAUCCGACUUUAUCGUGAGUGUCUCCGACGAGCAAAAUAUAUUGGUAGCAAGGUUAUUAACUCCAUAACACAUUGCCCUUACUCACAACAAGAGCAACAUAACACAGAGCUUCUUGUUGGUAUGGUGAGACAGCAGUUCAAAAAGCAUAUGCACGAGACUGAUCCGGAUAGAAUUCAGAAAUUGAAGGAUGAGAUUAGAGAGAGAAGUACAUUGGCACUCUAGUACACUUUCCCAAGAACCUACACCACAUCCUGAUUCUACCUACUUGUGCUGCGAGGGGGCUCAUAAACCACAUGUUGCAUGAAUCUGAGAAGAUGACUGGCCGGAAAUUCAGCCAGAGUUCUUGAAAUUGCCUGUUCCAAGCAAAUUGACUUUUAGGACCAGACUGAAAGUUUGUUAUUAGCCCGAUGUUUUAUUAGCAUAAUUAAUGCAGACCAUACAGCAAUGCUAAAAGUUUUACCAGAAGUUGAGCUUGUGAUGAGGCUCAUUGUAAUCUGAAGAACGUGGCGUCAUUUCUGAUUAUCCCGAGAAUACAUUUUUCCAUGUUCUUGAUUGAUUAGAGCCCUGGAAUAAUUAAAACAUAUUCCCUCUGUUGUAAACUUGUCACCUUUCAGUUUGAGGUUCGAUUUUUCCAUUCUGUUUUUUCUUCACCUUUGAAGGUCAACUUUACUACAGUUUGGCCAGGAAUUUUGAGAAGUAUUUGUGGUACUUUUGAGAUGAAAAGGCCUUAAUCUUUUAAUACUAGUGUAUAACUCAAUAAAAAUGUUCAAGUGAUGAA
This is a messenger RNA of Nicotiana tabacum (common tobacco), 1349 nucleotides long. RefSeq lists its product as uncharacterized. The record is from RefSeq and is a predicted model, not a curated record. NCBI's taxonomy places the organism in Eukaryota, Viridiplantae, Streptophyta, Magnoliopsida, Solanales, Solanaceae.